This is a messenger RNA of Sphaerodactylus townsendi, 7875 nucleotides long. RefSeq names its product tripartite motif containing 2 (gene TRIM2). The record is from RefSeq and is a predicted model, not a curated record. The transcript has 12 exons. Gene Ontology annotation, molecular function: ubiquitin protein ligase activity; protein binding; translation repressor activity. Gene Ontology annotation, biological process: negative regulation of translation; proteasome-mediated ubiquitin-dependent protein catabolic process; protein polyubiquitination. NCBI's taxonomy places the organism in Eukaryota, Metazoa, Chordata, Lepidosauria, Squamata, Sphaerodactylidae. The coding region runs from base 429 to 2663 and encodes 744 amino acids.
CAGCAUGGGUCGAGUGAGAAAGAUGUACUAAAUAAAGAUUGAUUGGCUGCAAUCCUUUGGGGGACUCCCACUUGUCAGUGACCUGGGGUUGGGGGAGAUGAAUGUCUGCUUGACUGGGCCCCUGCAUUUCCUCCAUUAUUCUCUGCAUGGGAUGAAGCAUUGUUAACUCAAAGCAAGAAAUGUGCUGAAUCCUUAGUAACGGCAGACUGAGCAGUCACAGGGAUUCUCAGAUAGCAGUGUCGCACAUGAGGCUUUCAAACUUAAAAAGCCAUUGCUAUCAUUAUGGUUGGCUUGUUUGGACUACUGCAGGACGAGGCUCCAACCUGGAGAGGAUUGUCUGUUUGGCGCUGCAUUGAUUAAGCUCUUUUUUGCAAAGAUGGCAGUGUGCCAGGUAAAAAAGAACGGGACCCACAUGUCAGUGGUCUAGGAUGGCCAGUGAAGGCUCCAACAUCCCAAGUCCUGUCGUGCGUCAGAUUGACAAACAGUUUCUGAUCUGCAGCAUAUGCCUGGACCGUUACAAGAACCCCAAGGUACUCCCCUGUCUGCAUACUUUCUGUGAGAGGUGCCUACAGAAUUACAUUCCUGCCCACAGCUUAACCCUUUCUUGUCCAGUGUGCCGCCAGACCUCCAUCCUGCCAGAGAAAGGGGUUUCUGCACUUCAGAAUAACUUCUUCAUCACCAACCUAAUGGAUGUCCUGCAGAGAACACCAGACAACAGCAUUGAGGAGUCUGCCAUCUUGGAGACAGUCACAGCUGUUGCUGCUGGGAAACCUCUCACGUGCCCCAAUCAUGAAGGAAAUCUGAUGGAAUUUUAUUGCCAGUCUUGUGAGACAGCCAUGUGCAGGGAAUGUACAGAAGGAGAGCAUGCAGAGCAUCCAACAGUACCUCUCAAAGAUGUAGUAGAACAGCAUAAGGCUUCACUUCAGACUCAGUUAGAUGCUGUCAACAAAAGGCUUCCAGAGAUAGAUUCUGCACUUCAUUUCAUAUCAGAAAUAAUACAUCAGUUGACCAAUCAAAAAACGAACAUCGUAGAUGAAAUUCAUUCCACUUUUGAUGAACUCCAGAAGACAUUAAAUGUUCGCAAGAGUGUGCUUCUUAUGGAACUGGAAGUGAAUUAUGGCCUUAAACAUAAAGUCCUGCAAACUCAGCUUGACACUUUAUUGGAAGGACAGGAAAAUAUUAAGAGUUGCAGUAACUUUACUGCCCAGGCACUCAAUCAUGGAACAGAAACUGAAGUCUUACUGGUUAAGAAGCAAAUGAGUGACAAGCUGAAUGACCUAUCUGUACGAGACUUCCCGCUGCAGCCCCGUGAAAAUGAUCAGUUAGACUUCAUAGUGGAAACAGAAGGGUUGAAGAAGUCCAUUCAUAACCUUGGUACUAUUUUAACUACAAAUGCUGUUGCCUCAGAAACGGUGGCCACCGGUGAAGGACUGAGGCAGACUGUAAUCGGACAGCCUAUGUCAGUCACCAUCACAACCAAGGACAAGGAUGGUGAACUCUGUAAAACUGGAAAUGCUUACCUCACUGCUGAGCUGAGUACCCCUGAUGGAAGUGUAGCAGAUGGAGAAAUACUUGACAAUAAAAAUGGCACUUAUGAAUUUUUGUACACUGUCCAAAAGGAGGGGGACAUCACCCUCUCAUUGAGACUGUAUGAUCAACAUAUUAGGGGCAGCCCCUUCAAACUCAAGGUGAUCAAGUCAGCAGAUGUAUCUCCUACCACUGAAGGUGUUAAGAGGCGUGUGAAGUCUCCUGGCAGUGGCCAUGUGAAGCAGAAAGCAGUAAAAAGACCAGCCAGUAUGUACAGCACAGGCAAAAGGAAAGAGAACCCCAUUGAAGAUGACCUAAUCUUCCGAGUAGGUACCAAAGGCAGAAACAAAGGAGAAUUUACAAAUCUUCAGGGAGUUGCUGCAUCUACAAAUGGAAAAAUAUUAAUUGCAGACAGCAAUAACCAGUGUGUACAGCUAUUUUCCACUGAUGGUCAGUUCAAGAGUCGUUUCGGUAUCCGGGGAAGAUCUCCUGGCCAGUUACAGCGGCCCACAGGAGUGGCUGUGCAUCCCUGUGGUGACAUUAUUAUUGCUGAUUAUGAUAAUAAAUGGGUUAGCAUCUUCUCCUCGGAUGGAAAAUUUAAGACAAAAAUUGGAUCAGGAAAACUUAUGGGACCAAAAGGUGUUUCGGUGGAUCGCAAUGGACACAUCAUUGUUGUGGACAACAAAGCAUGCUGUGUGUUUAUCUUCCAGCCAAAUGGGAAAAUAGUAACCAGGUUUGGAAGUCGAGGCAACGGAGAUAAGCAGUUUGCAGGCCCUCAUUUUGCAGCUGUCAACCACAACAAUGAAAUUAUUAUUACAGAUUUUCACAAUCACUCUGUCAAGGUAUUUAACCAGGAGGGUGAAUUCAUGCUGAAGUUUGGGUCUAAUGGAGAAGGAAAUGGGCAGUUUAAUGCACCAACAGGAGUAGCUGUGGAUUCAAAUGGAAAUAUUAUUGUAGCUGAUUGGGGAAACAGUCGAAUACAGGUUUUUGAUGGAAGCGGAUCUUUUCUAUCCUAUAUAAAUACAUCUGCUGAUCCACUUUACGGCCCCCAAGGCUUGGCCCUAACUUCUGAUGGCCAUGUUGUAGUUGCUGACUCUGGCAAUCACUGUUUCAAAGUCUACCGAUACUUACAGUAGCAGUUGGGUCGUACUUAAGAAGUUACUAGUCUAUGAGGGCCAAUGUAGAUCUUUUUGUGUAGGAUGUCUACUUUAAAUAUUUCAAUUUUAAUACAGAAGGAGUUUUCACUUUUCUGUUUUAUUUCCAAACCUACCUUGUUUACAUAGGACUUGCACCUCACAUGUCCCGCACUGAACUCAUCCUAAGGAUUAAUUAAUAAAUAAGGCCCUCUCUUUUUUCCUGAAUUCAUGAAGACCGUGGAAUAAUAGACAUGUGAACUGUGGCUUGUAGAUCAGGCAUUUAUGUAAUCGACCAAUUUUUUUCUGUGAGGGAGGGGGAACAGUGAAAUGAUUUAAAGGGGUUUAUUUAACAUGUGAAUGGGGAGCGUUUGUUUAAAGCUUCCGAAUUUGAAAACUGUUACUGUUAAACAUUAUUUAUCCCAGCAGGAAGUCUGGGAGUCUUUUAAACCAUGUUGUUAUAGUAGGUAUUACAUUUGUUACAUUCUUCUGUCUUAGCAACUGUAGUAAGUAGUUUCUUUUAGUAAUAAAGAUAUAUGGUCACGUCAUUUGGAAACCUUCCUGUUCUAGCUGUCCAACCUAGCUAGCAACCUAACAGUUUAACUUUUAGCACUACAAGAAUCAAUGCAACCUUCCUGUCCAAUGUGGGAUUAAUGUACAUAUAUAUAUCAGCUUCCCUACUGCUCAUUGUGUUGUAUUUUUUAGACUCCUGAAGCUUCUGUGGAAAUACAGUGUAAUAAGGAAAUGUCACUGCAGAAUGUAGAAUGCCCCUCCCAUGGUUUUCAAAAGCAGUCCCAUUUUCACACAGGAUAAAAAGCCACCAGGUUCUCCACCAGAGGACCUACCUUGAACAACCAAAGGAUUAUUGGAGGUUGACAAAGGGUUUUUUUGGGAAGGGUGUGUGUGUAAUAACCACAAGUUACCAAAGCAGGGGUGGUGGUUGUUUUUAAAAAUAAAACUCCAAAGUCAGCUAUGAACAAUAAAUGAAUUUUGCCACAAAUCUUUAAUACUUAGGGAGUUGUCAGUUGGGACUAAAUGAUUAUUCAAAACAGUUCAUAAUUUUCUCCCACCAAAAAUAAGAAAUACAUGUAGAUUAUCUGAGCAUCAUUGUUGCAGGAAGAGAAUAUUCUAUAUUCUCUCCCCCCCUCCCCCCGUUUUCCAAACACAUAGGUGAAAAGAGGAUCAAUCAACUUAAAAACUCUGGGAACCAUAUACAUUCUGACAAGAGGUUCUCUCCCACCCCCCGCCAACAAUAACUUAUGUCUAUUAAGGUUAAGGAGCAUACAUACAUUUUUAUACACAUAAAAUAAAGUGAAAAAAUACACAUGCUAGUUAUGUGGGAUCAUAUACUGCCUCCAACUUUGUACAAGAGGACAACUUGGUCAGCAUGGUUUCUGUAGCUAAAACAAUCUUGCAUUUCUUUUUUGUUUUGGCUUUGCUCAGUUAGGUUGGCAUCUUAAUAUCUAUCAUCCUACAGAAUGGAAGGUGAUUUGUUUUUGUACUAUUUCAGUUCAUCUCCACCUUAAGUUUGGGCGGAGCCCAAUAUUUUGCUUCAAACCAUCUUUAAUGAGUCCAAUAAGAUAAUUGUCCAGCUGGCCCAUAACACAUUAGCUGGAAAAUUGGUACAUUGUAUUUAAUUAAAGCACCAGAAUUGAUUUUUUUCAUGCUUUAACUGUUUCUCUGAUAGACUAACAGAGUAGCCAUACUGUAAAAUUACUUUCUUAAAAUGAAUCUAAUGUUUUUAGAUGAAUAAAGAAAUAUCUGCCAAGACAAUAGUCACUAGACAUCUUGGUCACCGAACCACCUUUAAAGAUAUUUAAAUGUUUUGAGAAAAGGGAUGUCCUAUUUAUCAUUUUAGAUGUAUUUAUUGAAUAUGUAAACAGCAGCAAAAACUUUUAAGCUGUCUAGUAAUUGUAUAAUGUUAAGGAACUCACACUCUGUUAAGUGUAUUGUUACUGCUGACUAAAUUCAGCACAAAUUGUUAACCAGUCCAGUUUAUGCUUGUGAUGCUUUUGAACUUUUAAUAUUUUCAGGAAUUAAAAAUAGUGAAUUAACGCACUCACGGUACAGUCCUAAAACUGAGAUAUACCUUUGUAAGCCUACUGACUUCAAAUUAAGGGUAAAACUUUGUAUUGACCGUGACCUUAGGAAGGAUUAGGAGCACUAUGCUUUUAUGCACUCCGGCACAUUUCAGUGCACCAUGAGUAACAGCAGUUUCCAGUGAUUUAUGUAAAGGAAAUAUAAAAACCUAAAUUGUAUGAACUGACAUCUGGAGAGACCAUUUCAUGCAUGCAGUCAGUCAUGUCUGUGCAUUCCUCAAUUUUUUUAAAGUAAUCGCUUCUUAAAUGAAUAAGUAACAGCACUGCUAUAUUAACUAUACUGCCUUCACUCAGAUUUGAAUUAUUGCUUCUUUUGGGUGGCUGUUGUGGGUUGUCUGUGCUUUGUGGCCGUGGUCUGGUAGUUUUAGCUCCUAACGUUUCACCCAUAUCGACAGCUGGCCUCUUCAGAGGCAUGUUACAGGCCCUUUCCACAUAAAUCUCCUGGGCCAGAGUUCGACACCUCUGUCCUAAACCAUUUGUAAAAUGUUUUCAGUCCCUUCCCUUUUUGUCCCUUCCCUUGUUGUUCCCUUUCAGUCCCUUCCCUUUUUGUUCCCUUUUGUUCACAUUCACCCCCUUGAAACAAUUCCUGGCCACCAUUACAUGAUUUUUUCCCCUUUUUAAAAUUCUGUGUUGAAUUGAUAUUUCAAUCCUUGACCGCCUUGUGUUUCAUUCUGUACUGAUUGUAUGUAUACUCGAUGCUUCGAAGAUAUCCCCCUCCCCCCGAAUAAAAGAAUAAACAGAGAAAUGCUGCAGAGAAACAGGCAAGGUGGAACUGAGCGAGCUCAGAAAAUGGCAUUGAGGAGGAAGUUCGGGGAAGCAGAGAAGCUUGGGAAACAUGGGCACCAGAUCGCAUAGUAACCGAAGACGUUUUCAAAACAUUUCAGCCAGAGAAUGAUUUUAAAAGAGGAUUCAUUAAAAACAAUUAGAGGUUGGGAAUAAAAUGUUUUGGAGCAAAAGGAAUGCAGAACUCUGUGGAGGUAAUGUUUUAUUUCCUGCCUCAAAAUGUUUUAAAUGAGUUGUGCAGAUGUGUUUUAUGGGAAGAAACAAAUCUUACUAUUACAUGCUUCUGAAGAUGCCAUUCUCAUAUGCAGGUGAAACAUUCGGAGUUAAAAUUACCAGGCCAUGGCCAUGCUGCCUGGAAAACCCACAACAGCCCAUUGAUCCUGGCGGUGAAAGUCUUUGACAGUAUAUUGCUUUUUUCCCUUUACAACCAAUGAUAACAUGUUAAGGGUGAUGUGGCCUUCUCUCAAAUACUUUUAGAUCCUGGUUCUUCCUUGUUGAAUUGUUAAGAAUUUGUAAAACUGAUACAGUAUUGCAUGUUACAGUAAACUGGUGCUAGUUUGGAGCCCGGAUGAAUGGCUGAUCUUUGAAAGCUCAGCAGUAGGGCAAAAACAUGGAGAUGAAGAUCAGUAUCUACAUUCAUCUAUAAAAUGCAACUGGCAGGCUCAUACAGCCUCAAUUUGCCUUGGGGCUAAGCAAAAAGGAAGAGGGGGUUUAAGCCAGAAUUUGUAUUAUUUCCCUAUCAUUAAAACUAGAUUCCCUGCUAACAACAGUGCUGGUUUCAAUAAUUAAACUGAGUGACAUAAUUAAACCUCUUCUCGGCAUGGUUCUGAAGCAAACUGAGGCUCAAUAAGGCAAUAGUUUGCAUUUCACAUACUGUCAAAGAUGUGUGAUUUCAUCAAGUUAAUUUGCUUUUAACAAGCAGCAUUUGAAAUCUAAUGAGCAACAAUUGGGUUACAGGCUAUAGCCGUUGCAUAACAGUAGUUCUUUUGGGGGGGAAACAUUUUUAUUUUGGUCCAAACCAGCAAUUACAACAAUUAGGAUGUUUGCCUUAAUAUAUAAGAUUAUAUACAUGCAGGUUACAUCCAAACUUGUUGCAUGGCCAAACCCACAGAAAUAAAACCCAGAGUGAAAUAAAACCCGCCCUGACACAACUGCACUGCAAUUUUAAACGGGAUUCACAAUCGUAGGUAGCUCAACAUUUUAUAAGUAAUUUUAAGUUAUGUCUUCAGUAGACACAUUUUUCUUGUGGCAAUGAAUAAUGAGCAAUAGCACAUCAAAAUGGGUGCAGGGGUGCCAGUGUGCAAGAAAGCACUCACUGAAAAUAAGCUCAAUAACACUGUCAGGCAUUCAUAAGUUUGUUUUUGGAUAAAUUAUAAACUGUAUAUUGAAGGUUUUUUAACUGUAAAAAAGAAAACUGUUAAAUACUAGUGGAGUUUUUACACUGACUAAAGUUUCAGCAAAGUAGCGAGAAAAAUAUUGUCUAAUGUUGUUGACUUCUGCAAACAGUGCAAAGCUUUCAACUUUACAGUUACUUUUUUUCUUUGAUAAUUAAGGAUCUAGUGUUGCCAUAAUGAAAACAAGUGCCCAUUAAGUUAUGCUUGUUGUAUGAGGAAAUGUUGUUUUAAGAAUGGCAGUGAGGUAAAGUCAUAAUGUUCGCCAAAAAUGCUGAUGAAGAUGAAUUGUGAGCAGUGAUUUUAUAAGGUCUGUGCUUGAAGUACGUAUGGAAAAUGCUUGUACUGUAGUAUAGAAUGAAUCCCACAUAGUGAUAGUUUCUGAUGAAUGUACAACACUUAAGUGGAUGUUUGUGAGCAACACAGCCUUAACCCUGACGGUUUGCUUCUUUGCUUUAUGACAUGGGAAUGUUCCAUUAUGUGCAUCGUGUAUUGUAAUGUCCCUGUGCUAGAAACUUAAUUAGUAUGCUGUAUCUUUUCAAGUCCUUGGAAUGAAUGAUUUUGGUUUGGUUUUGUACAUUCCAUCUUUGUAUGCCAGUUUCAUGUUUUGUGUAAAGAAUGCUAUAAAGUCUUACACUCUCUAAAAAUGAUACCGAAGCAUCUUAGUCAUUUAUUUUUUCCCUGUCACAGUCAUACACAUCUUCUCCAAUUACAAGAAAUAUAAAUUCUGUCUAGUUAAGGCUGAGGGUGAAAGCUGUUCAUUGAAGAAUGUUUGUAUGUGGGGUUAGCUUUAUGUGUGCCAUGGUAGUUUUAAUGCUGUAUCUGACAAAGGAAGCUUUAAAACUGACUUUGUGCUGGAAUGACAGGAGACGCCAGAAUAAAAUGUGUUUUUACCAUGCACAGAACACAGAAAUAUUAAAAAUAAAAGCUGUUUCCUUUUAA